AUCAAAUUUGCAUGGCGGUCCGGUUUGGAUGCUUUGAAGUUAUCGAAGAGUCUUUUGAUCGUCAACAAAGAUUAAACGUCAAAACAGAAUUCUGUUUCUAGAACUGCUAAAUAUAAAUUUGAUAACAAUUGGUCUUUCCGCCUAUAGGUAUUAAAUCUCCUUUGAAAGUGUUUGAUUGACACCUGUUACCCGCCAUAUAUACCUGGCCAGGUAAACGAUUGGAUAAAUUGUGCUCCUUGAUCAAUUACUUGAUGUUACAUUUUCCUCGUGCUGUUUAAUAUUAACCAUAAUGCCGCCUACUGCUGAAUCUGUGCUACUGCAAAGAAGACCGGUGUCAGGGCAGAAUAGGAUAACCUCACAGUUUCUGCCCCAUGCCCCCCCUUCAGACCGUCCCUCCAGUUCUCGUUACAACCGGUGUCUGAAUAGAGAUACAGUAAAAAUGCGUAUGAAGAUGAGUGAGGACUCAGAAGGAGAACUUGUUAAUGGUUCCGAUUCGGAUGUGAGAUUCCAGUUCUUCUACAAAGAACCCUGUCUCUACAGCCAUCAGACCUACAAUAAUGCCAGCAAAAUUUUCUCGACUCUGAGACAUGAAAGUCUGGAAGAAAGGGAGAAUCCGUAUCUCAAAAAAAGGAAUAAGGUUGCUUUAUCAGAGAGGGAGAUACCCCAGCUUCACUUCUCAAAUGACCAGGACAAAAGACUGGCCUUUGAACUGGCAUUUUCCACCCUCAAAUAUCAGCUGUUGUUUGAAGAGAUACUGCAGGACUGUGCUUUCUUCUCCUCCUACCCAGAG
Messenger RNA from Saccostrea cuccullata (small rock oyster), 790 nucleotides. Its product is annotated as putative methyltransferase NSUN7. Lineage: Eukaryota; Metazoa; Mollusca; Bivalvia; Ostreida; Ostreidae. The transcript is spliced from 3 exons. The record is from RefSeq and is a predicted model, not a curated record. The annotation marks the transcript as partial.